UAUUCUUAUUACUUAUUGGGGCUUUUGCGUUGCGUAUGCCUUUUAGCAGCUAUCGCUAUCGCUCCCAUUCGCUGUCGCUGGGGCUGCACUUCAAAGUUCAGAAUCAAAAGUUUUACAAUCCAAAAAAUCGAACCAAGAAUAUUUUCCAAUUAGCUAAAGCUGAAGAAAAAAUGAAGUAAAACCUCAUAACUUGUUGCAGUAUUGAUUGGUGCUAAGAAAAAUCGAAGAACUAUAAUUGUUAUCGCGUGAUGUAGUUAGUGUUGUAUUACCUGCCUACCUAUUUGCAAUUUGCCUAUAGUCACAGAGUCUCAGAGUCACGUAAAAGCCUACGAUAUGAAAUAGUGAACUAUUAUUAGUAAUUAUCGAGAACAUGACCCAAAAGUAUUUGCAGAUAAAGUAAAAUAAUAAUAAUUAAUUAUUGUUAAAGAGGACUUUGUUCGAGACACAAACAUUAAUUAAGUUGAAAUGAAUAUACACUACUGUCUUGGAGGAUGUUUGGCGGCACUGCUGGCUACAAUCUAUUGUUACCCAUCGUUUUUUUACAUAUUCUUGUUUAUAGUCUAUUCCAUUAUUCUUAUCUUGGGAGCCAUUGCUGGAACAAUCUAUAUUCAUUUUAAUUUGACCUCAAAAACGCAGCCCAAGUUAAUCCAUCAACCCUAUUCGAUAGUGUACAAUGCUACGAAGUCUAGCAUAUUUGAUUUGCCAAAACCGAUACAGAAUCCGUCGAAUUUGCCUUUGAUUUUUGGGAAAACUGUUGACUUGCAACUUCAACAAAUAAUCGAGUAUGUACUGCGGGAUUUCAUGUCACCAUGGUUGGGACAUGUGGCGACUAAACCGAAGCUCAUUAAUGAUGUAUUGCGCGAGGAUUUGUGGAACGCAGUACAAAAAAUUCGUGAACGCGCCAUCAAAGUCGAUGCGGCCAAGGUUAUAGCUGUUGAUAUGGUUAACCGUGUGACCGUUCAUUUGGAAAAAAUACGAAUAUCUGAAGCCAGAGCCAUUGAAACUUCGUCGACCCCAGUUUUUUCAACUAAUUCCUACCUGCAAGAUAUUGACCACGAAAUGCAGUUUUUACGAAAAUUAAGCGAAAUCAUGGUUAUUCUGUUACUGCCACGAGGAUAUUCUUUGCCUCCAUUAAAAAUUUUACUUACAGAAAUUCUAUCAUUCAAAAUAUUUUUCCCAAUGAUCAACAUGCUUACUUCUCCUGAUUACAUUAAUCAGAAAGUUGUUCAAAAUAUGGAGUCUAGAUUAGCUGCUGCAGCGAUAAAUAAACGCAGCUAUGAGUAUGCAGCAAGUUUUGAAGAUUUUUUAAAAAUCAUAAAUAAUUCUGGAAAUAUGGAAGAACUAUCAUUAAUACGAACAAGUAUUGUUAACGAUUUGAUGCAUGCAACAACAAUGCAAAAUCUACAACGAGCCAAAGGACUUGAUCCAGAUUCAGACGAAAAGUGUUUGUCGCGUGCAGAACUGACAACUGCUGUGAGACUAAAGCGAUAUGUCCAACAAUUAUCCUUCGCCAAAGCACAGUGUGAGAAAAAUCUCAUGAAAUUCGGAUGGAAAGGAAAUUACAGUAAUGAUAUGAACCUAACACUGACCGACAUAUUGAACACAAGCGUUGGUCGACGCUAUUUGACAAUAUUCUUAGAACCACUCAAAGCUAGUUCUUUGGUUGGGUUUUAUGUGGCAGUUGAAGAUAUGAAACACGCACCCAAAUCACAAUGGCAUCACAUGGGAACUGAAAUUUUUUACACACACAUUCGGGUACCAAAGCCCGAAAUAAAAAUCGAUAAAUCUGACCGCAAAUUAAUUGAGACAUUUUUACUCGGUGAUGCUGGUCCCGAUAUAUUUUAUCAAAUUCAAUCGAAUGUAGUUAAAACUUUGGAAGACAAAUACUUCCCACCUUUUUUACUUAGCGAACAAUAUCUGCAACUAAAAGACGCUCUAAAUUCUGAAGACUUCAAGGACCCCACCCUUAAUUUGCUGGCCGAUGGUCAAGAAGAACAAAAUACGUCGUCGGAAGCUGAAAACCAAAUGGAUGUAGCAACACACACCACCUAUGCUAGAAAAAAACUAGAACAAAUACAAGAACGUUUAGAUAAGAAGAGUUUAGCCCUGGAUGCACUGAAGUACUCUGUGAAACCCGAGUCGAAGGUACUCAUAAUACUGGAGAAAGAAAUGGAAUGGCUGAGGAAUGAAAAACGACAAACCGAAGCCCAUCUACGACGGACAGAUGCUUGGUCUGAUCACAUAGGAAAAUGGAAGGCAACAAUACAAAGUCUUGAGGUGAUAUCAGAUGAAAAGGAAUCUCUGCAGUUUAUGGUUUUAGUGCAUGUGGAUGAGGAUAUUAACAAUCCACAAAAUUACUGCAAGGAACAAAAACCGAGUAACAUCUCCAGUGGAUGGGUGGUGCUUCGCUCUAUUACACAGUUUCAUGAACUUCAUAGAAAAUUACGACCAAUGUGCAAUGAACUUAAAUCAAUUGACCUUCCGACGAACUUUAAGCUUUUCUUUUUGAAGAACGAUAAAAACUCUAUGGAAAAAAUUAGGGCACAAGUUCAGAAGUACUUAAAUUUUAUACUAGAAGACGACCAUUUAUGUGGAAGUGAAGCUAUUUAUACAUUCCUCAGUCCCAGUUCGGAUCAUUUAAAACAAACAACCCCCUCACCGAGAAAAACAAAAUUCUCCCUCUCAACGUUAUUCAAAAGUGACAGUGCCAAAGCUGAAAAUAACAAACCAUCGGAUCCCUUCUGGGGUCUUACUCAUCACCGCGAAGACGAUGAUAUAUCUAUGUACUUAGAAGGAUCUGAAUCAGAUUCCAAGCUUCAACUGGAUUUGGAUAGUAAGGAUUCGAUUGCAGAGCCCUUGUACGCAUUAAUGGGUGAAAUAUUCGAUAUGGGUGGAGUUUUUAAAUGGUUGCGAAAGAGUAUUAUAUCAUUUGUCCAAAUAUCUUAUGGUAGAACCAUAAAUAGACAAAUUCGUGAAUCUGUGGCAUAUUUGUUUGAGGAAUCAAUGCUACAUCACUAUUUCUCGGCAAUACUAAAAUCAUUUUGGCCUGGAGGUGUUCUUGCCUCGUCGUAUCCCCUACGAUCUGAGGACACGAUGGAAAUGACAAGAAACGCUGCCAAAGCUCUUCUCAUGGAUAACAUUCCAGAAGUAUUAAGUAAUCUCGUUGGUGCUCAGGCUGCUAAGCAUGGUGUGUUGAAAGUUUUUGAUGCUCUUCAAAAUCCCAUCUAUAAUAAACAACUAUUUUAUGAAUUAGUUGAGAUUUUGAUGAUUGAACUAUUUCCCGAAAUCAGACAACUUAAAGUAACAGCUUCUGCAAAAGCAGCAAAUAAUGUUAAAUGAACUUGUGAUUGUGUUAUUAUUAUGUAUAUUACAUUUUAUGUGUAUUUUUACAACAAACAAAAACCCCAUAAUUGAUCCCUCUCUAUAUAUGUAUGUAAUAUAUAUAUUAUAUACAAUAUGUUCUUAGUACAAAUUAAGUUUGAUAAUUUUACUCGUGGUAUUUUGGCGUGGAAAAAUAUAAUACUGACAAUUAACCAAAGGUCACAUCUUAGAAUUAAGACUAAAACAUUAAGUUUUUAAAUGUUAUUAUGUUUUAACUGAAAGCAAACUAACAAAAAAGAAAGAAAAACUCAACUCAUUCUCAAAUUUUUACUCAAUUAUGUUGAUUUUAUAGAAUUAUAUAAAAUUGUGCUCAUAUUAUAUAUAUUUUUAAUUUUAUGUUUGUUAAAAAAUGGAAAUUGAUAUUUCAUAAUCAUAAUGUGUUAAUGCCGCAGUAUUAACUUGUGUGUUUUUUGUUUUGUAAUUAUUAUUAUUCUUAUUUAAAUAUCACAUGUAGUGCAUUUUUGGUGAGCGUGUAUAGUUAUCUAAAAAUUGUGUAUCUACAAACAUAGCUAAUAAAAAAAAAGUAAAUUAACCACCCCAAAGCAAAUAUUUAUGUAGUCAAAUUAUGCCUAUACAUACCUUAUACAAUAUAAAAUAUAAAAUGAAUGAAUUUUGUGUAUAAA
Molecule: messenger RNA, 4004 nt
Organism: Eupeodes corollae
Lineage: Eukaryota; Metazoa; Arthropoda; Insecta; Diptera; Syrphidae
Gene: snz
Product: sorting nexin-25
Exons: 13
Coding region: 466-3339 (957 amino acids)
Cellular component (GO): intracellular membrane-bounded organelle
Molecular function (GO): phosphatidylinositol binding
Source: RefSeq, a predicted model, not a curated record